Molecule: messenger RNA, 339 nt
Organism: Camelus dromedarius (Arabian camel)
Lineage: Eukaryota; Metazoa; Chordata; Mammalia; Artiodactyla; Camelidae
Gene: UCN2
Product: urocortin 2
Exons: 1
Coding region: 1-339 (112 amino acids)
Biological process (GO): cellular response to nutrient levels; hormone-mediated signaling pathway; adenylate cyclase-activating G protein-coupled receptor signaling pathway
Cellular component (GO): extracellular region
Molecular function (GO): corticotropin-releasing hormone receptor 2 binding; hormone activity
Source: RefSeq, a predicted model, not a curated record
AUGACCAGCUGGGCUCUGCUGGUGCUGAUGGUCCUGACGUUGGGCAGGACCCUGCCUGUCCCAGCAACCCCUAUCCCAGCCUUCCAGCUCCUCCCUGAGAACUUUCCCCAGGCUACUCCCUGCCCUGUGACCUCGGAGAGCCCCUCAGCCAGCACCACAGGCCUCUCUGCUGCUUGGGGCCACCCCAGCCCUGGCCCCCGCCCUGGUCCCCACAUCACCCUAUCGCUGGACGUACCCCUUGGCCUCCUGCAGAUUUUACUGGAGCAGGCCCAGGCCAGGGCUGCGCGGGAGCAAGCUGCUGCCAACGCCCGCAUCCUGGCCCACAUUGGCCGCCGCUGA